GACGUGAGUUGGUGUGGGACUGAGUUGAGUUAUUUGUGUUGUCGAAGAAGAGGAAGGGAAACCGGAGAGGGGGGAGAAGAGCGAGAGCAAACUGGGGGCAUCCAAUAUGGCAUCGGGCGAUACGCUCUACAUUGAAGCCGACGGCUCGGAGAUGCCGGCCGAGAUAGUCGAACUUCACGAAAUAGAAGUGGAGACAAUUCCCGUAGAGACUAUUGAGACCACGGUGGUCGGGGGAGACGAUGAUGACGAGCACCACCAGCCCAUGAUCGCACUGCAACCGUUAGAUGAUCCGAACCAUAUUCACCACCACCAAGAGGUGAUAUUGGUGCAGACCCGUGAAGAGGUGGUCGGAGGGGACGAUUGUGAUCUCCGUGCGGAUGACGGUUUCGAAGAUCAGAUCCUCAUACCUGUACCUGCUCCAGUCGCUGAGGAGGAAUAUAUCGAGCAUACUCUGGUGACAGUAGCCGGGAAGAGCACUUCAGCUGGGCGAACGAAGAAAGGGGGAGGUGGCAGUGGGAAGAAAUCAGGCAAAAAAAGCUAUUUAAGUGCCGCCGAAGCCAGCGGUAGAAAAUGGGAGCAGAAACAAGUGCAAAUAAAGACGCUGGAGGGGGAGUUUUCAGUUACUAUGUGGGCUUCUGAUGAUAAGAAGGACCUGGACCACGAUGUGGUGGAGGAGCAGAUCAUCGGCGAAAACUCCCCCCCGGAUUAUUCCGAGUACAUGACCGGCAAGAAGCUGCCCCCAGGUGGGAUUCCCGGGAUCGACCUUUCGGACCCCAAGCAGCUGGCAGAGUUUGCGAGAAUGAAGCCACGGAAAAUGAAGGAAGACGACGCCCCAAGGACAAUAGCCUGCCCCCAUAAAGGAUGCACAAAGAUGUUCAGGGAUAACUCAGCGAUGAGGAAGCAUCUGCACACUCACGGGCCCCGCGUACACGUGUGUGCCGAAUGCGGGAAGGCGUUUGUGGAAAGCUCCAAACUGAAACGACAUCAACUCGUUCACACCGGAGAGAAGCCUUUUCAGUGUACUUUUGAGGGCUGCGGCAAACGGUUCUCCCUGGACUUUAACUUGCGUACUCACGUACGGAUUCACACAGGAGACCGGCCGUACGUCUGCCCUUUCGACGGCUGCAAUAAGAAGUUCGCUCAGUCCACCAACCUAAAAUCGCACAUCUUGACACACGCAAAAGCCAAAAACAACCAGUGAAGCCCUCAGCAACCUACCGUUUCUCAAAAACCAGGAAAGUUCGAUUUAAAACCCCUUUGUAUAUUGUUUCUUAAAAAAAAAAAAAAAAAAAAAGGUUUUAAAGAAAAUGACCUUGACUUUUGAUAAAUAUGGAGAAGACCUAAAUUAAAAAACUAAGUUUCACCCGAUCUUACCUUUUGGUCCUCAGAGAAGAACGCGGUGGUGUUCUCUUCUGUAAAAUCAGCUCUUAAUAUAAAGCUCUAUUCAGGAAUAAGGACCUGACGGACUUGAAUCAAAAGACAAUUAUUUGUACAACAGCAAUUAAAGAACAUUUCAACUUGUUUUUUCACAUCAGAUUAAAGAUUUCACUUGUCUGCAUAGAGAGAAUUGCUUUUUAAUUUUGUACUUCUCCAAGUGUGCAUAUUGUACACUUAUUUUCGUACGUUUAGUAAUGCUAUGUGUCAUCUUCCCCUGAAGAUUGAAAUCAGCUUCUAAUAGUUCUUGGAAGAGAGUUGAUGGAUACUGUACAACAUGCUUCAAAAGUAUUUUUUAUGUAAAAAGUUUUUGUUUCGUUUGCUCCCAAAUUAGGUUGUAUUCUUUACCAUUAACUAAUUUUGUAUAAUUGUACCGUACAGCUGUAUUGAAAUCAUGUAGACCUAGAGAUGUGAUUUAAGUAGUGUUAAUCAAUUAAAGCAAUUGUAGACACCUGUUAUUUUAUUUUCCAUGAAAUGUCCGAUGCAUACGUAUCAUUCUUCACUUCAAGCCUGCAUCUCACGAGAAAACAGCUAAAUGGUGAUCAGUUGCAUUGUUAGAAUGUAUUGUACAGGCAUCAAUCCUGAACGACCCCUGUUAAUAUGUACAUCCCGUGUAUUUCAAGUGACCAACAAUAAAAGGUGGUCCCAAAUCAAGCACUUAGUACAAGUGUAAUUUUCCGCAAUCACAAAGUGCAAGCAGCAGAGGUCCUGCUGUAGAAGUGGCUCUUUCUGUUAAGUGCAAAUAAGCUUGAAAAAGCCCCUCCAAAAGUGCAGUGAAAAAAUAUUUGCACCCUUCCUGAUUUUCUCUAUUAUUGCAUCUUUGUCAUGCUGAAUGGUUUUCUGAUCUUCAGACAAAAUGUAAUCUUAGACGGGGGAAAUGGACUAAACACAAAAUUCUUAAGUUAUUUAAUUUAUCAAAUACCCGUAUCACCUUGUGAAAAAGUAAUUGCCCCCUUAGUUAUUCAGUCAGCAAAUGAACCCGAUUUAAUUGAUUCAGCUGAUUUAACACAGCCAGGCUUGUGUGCAUCCAGCCCUGUUGAAUACAACCCCCUGUUCCACAGGAGUGGCUUGCCUUUCAAUGUGGUCAAGGGGGGUGCCGCAACAAUUCGUCCAGGAAGUCUCAGAAAAUCCCAGAAGAACAUCAAAAGAACUGCAGGCCCCUCCAGCCCCCACUUAGGUUGGUGUUCAUGACUCCACAAUAAGAAAGAGACUGGACAAAAUGGGAUUCGUGGGAAAGUAGCAAGGCGGAAACCACAGCUAACCAAAAGAAACAUCAAUGCUCAUUUCUCGUUGGCAAAAAAAGCACCUGGAAGAUCCCCCAAGCCUUUUGGCCUAAUUAUUUUGGACAGAUGAGUCAAAACUGGACUUGUUUUUGAAUGACAUUGGUCCCGUUAUGUCUGGCGUAAAGCAAAUGUGGCAUUUCACAGUAAGAGCAUAUCAACAGUCAAACGUGGUUUUGUGAUAUUGUUGUGAUGCUUUGCUGCCUCCAGACCUGGACAUCUUCCAUUAUUGAAGGAACCAUGAUUUUCCGGAAACGUCUUAAGGAGAAUAUCUGGUCAUCUGUCCGUAAGCUGAAGCUAAUCCACGACUGGUUUAUGCAGCAACAAAAGCAAGUCCACAUAUGAAUGGCUGAAAAUUAAAUAAAAACAUAAGUGGCCAAGUCCUGACUUGAACCCAAGAGAGAUGCUGUGGCAGGACGUGAACCAAGCUGUUAAUGCUUACAAACCUGUCAAGUUAAAUUCAAGCUUUUCUGCAAAGAAGUCUGGGCUAAAAUUCCUCCAUCGCAAUGUGAAAGACUGAUAUUAAAUAAUACUUUACUGUUAUUCACUGUUACAUAUGGUGCAACCAGUUAUUUAAGGGGGCAUUUACUUUUUCACAGGCAUGCUAUUGGUUGUUGAUAACUUUUUUCAUUAAAUAAAUGAAAUUAUUUAAAAAA
Messenger RNA from Conger conger (European conger), 3370 nucleotides. Its product is annotated as transcriptional repressor protein YY1-like. Gene Ontology annotation, biological process: regulation of transcription by RNA polymerase II. The coding region runs from base 107 to 1201 and encodes 364 amino acids. The transcript is spliced from 5 exons. The record is from RefSeq and is a predicted model, not a curated record. NCBI's taxonomy places the organism in Eukaryota, Metazoa, Chordata, Actinopteri, Anguilliformes, Congridae. Gene Ontology annotation, cellular component: PcG protein complex; transcription regulator complex. Gene Ontology annotation, molecular function: DNA-binding transcription factor activity, RNA polymerase II-specific; RNA polymerase II cis-regulatory region sequence-specific DNA binding.